GGAUGUGGAUGAGGCUGCAAAAGGCAAUGAUAUCGUCGGAGGACAAAUUGAAAUACAAGAUGCGGAAAAUAUCGUCCAGCCGCCGACGAGCGAAGGCCGGAAGUAUGGUGCCACGUCCGAACAAGACGAGCAACAGGAUCAGGUACAACGAACACAUAAGUUUAGCUCGAGCUGCCACCUCCUUCUGAAGUCGUAUUUCGUGUUGGCACGCAAAUAACCUGCGAAUGGAAUCCGUAAGUGAAAUCAAAUCUAGAAACAAGCCUAUACACAAGAUCAAGAUCAUGAAUGUCAAGGUCAACUCAUGAAAAUAUAAAAUAAUUCGACUUAUGAUGACGCCAUGGCAACGAUAACGAUUAACUCUGAUGUCUAAGACUAGGCCUAAAGGCAGAGCGAGCCAUCGUGUAUAGCAUUACGCAGCACGAUGGUGCAGUGAGAAAGGUGUAAGUGAUACUGACUGCAGCAGCCGCGACGCUCUCAGAGUCACGCAUGUCCGGCAAACUAAAGGACGUGUCUGCAGGGAUAUUUAAUUUAUUCUGUUUCUGGAUGAGCGCGACCGCGAGCGCGCACAUCAACAAUUGUCCUUUCUUUGCCUUGCUUCUCUCGCGCCGUCACUCAGGGAUCCUCUGCCAUCAACCGAGCGACAUGAUCGACGAUGGCUGCCUCAGGUCGACUUUUAAGAUUUUUCCAAGGCCGGGCUUGUCUCGGCUCGUGGCGGAGGCCGGGCCGGAGGCCGUCAUUCUUUCGGACUCCUCAAGCUGCAGGGCAUUGAUUGUGCCUGAGAGGCAUCAUUUUAAUUUUUUGAAGGCCGUUCGCUUUGAUCGUUUCCGAAUUUCUUGCGUUCUGGUGCCUUGAAUUGGGAUGCCCUGGCGCCAGCAGUCCGGAGUUGUUGUAUACGAGGCUUUUUGAAUAUUUUUUUCAAUCUUCAAUGAUAAUUUUUCCAACCAUGAAUCCAUUUGAAUUUUGCAGGCACCAGGAUCACAAUCAGCUGUACCUCGAUCACCAAUAGCCGCACCGAGAAAAAGAGAAGUGAGCGACAUAGUUCCACCACCAGUAUCAGUGGCCACCAGAGCCUCCUGCAUUGAGGAGUUUGACCGUCUUGGGUUGCAGCUGCAGAAGUUAUGGGAGCAGGUGCGUUCUUUUAGCGGAAAAAAAGCACCAUCUGCAUCUGCGGCAGACUCCCCGGGAGCAGCACCCGAAGAGCUGGACGCCAGCUGGGCGCAUGUUUUUGCGGGUCUGCAGAAUCUAUUUCACGAACUGAACCAGGAGAAUCGCGCCCUUCGUCACAACCUGCAGAACGCCGAAGAGUACCAUGAAAC
Molecule: messenger RNA, 1316 nt
Organism: Amoebophrya sp. A120
Lineage: Eukaryota; Dinophyceae; Syndiniales; Amoebophryaceae
Source: the annotation of a GenBank genome assembly